This is a messenger RNA of Polypterus senegalus (gray bichir), 2126 nucleotides long. It is a transcript of the gene mmp25a, whose product is annotated as matrix metallopeptidase 25a. The transcript is spliced from 10 exons. Gene Ontology annotation, cellular component: extracellular matrix. Gene Ontology annotation, molecular function: zinc ion binding; metalloendopeptidase activity. The coding region runs from base 299 to 2014 and encodes 571 amino acids. Gene Ontology annotation, biological process: proteolysis; extracellular matrix organization; collagen catabolic process. The record is from RefSeq and is a predicted model, not a curated record. NCBI's taxonomy places the organism in Eukaryota, Metazoa, Chordata, Cladistia, Polypteriformes, Polypteridae.
CAGAUCCGGUCUUCUUCUUCUUAGCAGGACGCACUUUUCUUCAUCUCUCCACUCCUUCAUCGAUCCGGUCAGUCGGCGGUCCUCUCUUGGGACUCCAGCAGCAACAAACACCAGGAGGGAGGUCCGACUCGCAGCGCGCACUCGGCAGACACAAUCGCCUGAAACCGAAUGGACUGACGGGAAACGAGCGGCGGGCAAGCCACUCGGCUUAUGCGGCGCCCGACUCGGAAUUAAGGGAGACAUCGGAACAGAAGCGACAGCGACAGCCCUCGGGUCGCCCGUGCGCCGCUGGGUGAAGAUGACACGCUUCAUACUGGGACUGCUGCUGGCCAGCGUCGUAGUCGGCGGAGCGAAAAGCGCAAGACCGCGAUCAGUGGAUGUCAGCAAGGGUGUGGACUGGCUUACCCGGUAUGGCUACCUCCCUCCUCCAGACCCAAUGACAGCACAACUGCAGACCAGAGAGGGGAUCGAGGAAGCCAUCAGAACCAUGCAGAGGUUCGGGGGUCUGAAAGAGACGGGAAAGCUGGACGCCGCGACCCUGUCGCUGAUGCAGAAGCCCCGCUGCUCCCUGCCCGACAUCAUCGGCACCUCGGAGUUGCUGCGCCGCAGACGGCGGCGGAGACGCUACGCGCUCAGCGGGUUGCUGUGGCAGAAGAGGAGUCUCACCUGGAAGGUAAACACUUACCCCAAAUCUGAGCAGAACAAAAACUUGGAUUCUCAGACCAUUGACUCCAUCAUGUACUACGCUCUUAAAGUAUGGGGGGAUGCAGUGCCACUCACCUUCCAGCAGCUCUCUCCAAAAGGCUCGGAUACUCCAGAUAUCGUGGUGGACUUCAGCAGCUCCUACCAUGACGACGGCUACCCAUUCGAUGGCGCCGGUGGUACACUGGCACAUGCAUUUUUCCCUGGUGAACACCCCAUUUCAGGUGACACCCACUUCGAUGAUGAAGAAACCUGGACAAUUCUACAGCAAGGAGCUGACCAGGGCACAGACUUGUACACGGUGGCCAUCCACGAGUUUGGACACGCUCUUGGUCUGGCUCACUCAUCUUCUUCUAGCUCAAUCAUGGCUCCCUACUAUCAAGGACCGGUGGGUCAUCCGACCACCUUCCAGCUGCACACUGAUGAUCUUCAAGGGAUCCAGCAGUUGUAUGGUAGGAAGGACUCUCCAAGCAAGCCCACCACUCGAACGAUGACCACACCAGCUCUGCCUAAGGUUCCCAGCCAACCUCCACCGAGGGCCACACGCUUCCCACAACCAAACCUUCCAAACCGUUGCCUGGGGGACUUUGAUGCUAUCGCCAACAUCCGAGGAGAGGUGUUCUUCUUCAAGAAUGAGUUUUUUUGGAGGAUACAGCGGACUGGCUCCCUCGUCUCCCUUAAUCCGGCUCAAGUUUCCAACUUCUGGAAGGGUCUUCCUAAAAAUUUCAAGAAGAUAGAUGCAGUUUAUGAGCGGCCAGGAGACAGCAAAAUUGUCUUCAUUAUCAGAGACCAGUAUUGGCUGUUUAAAGAUACUACGGUACUGCCUGGAUACCCUCGUCCACUUACCGAAUUUGGUCUGCCUUCCGGGGGAGUUGAUGCCGCCUUCAUCUGGGCUCACAAUGGCAAAACAUACUUUUUCCGUAACAAGUAUUUCUGGCGGUAUGAUGAGCAGAAAAGGACCAUGGACCAGGGAUAUCCAAAAGAAGUGUCACUGUGGCAGGGCAUUCCAGAGGAUCUUGAUGAUGUCAUCAGUUGGGGAGAAGCUGGUGAUACGUAUUUCUUCAAGGGUAACGAGUACUGGAUUCAGAAAAAAGGUGGCAUAGACCAAGCAAUAGGCACAUCCAAAUCAGUGGCAGUGGACUGGAUGAGAUGCUCUCCACGGCCUACGGCCAGUCAGCCCCCAGUCAAGAACCCCAAAUCGAAGGACAAAGUUUGCACCUGUGACUUUAAUGCUGGGACAGGCCUUCUGGCCAGCACAUUAAGCUACUGGCUGGUGAUCCUUUCUUUUUUGCCCAUAAUGGUAUCUCUUUAAUGACGUGCUGAUAGUUUUUUUGAUGGCUACAUGGUCAGAAGCAUGAAGAAAAUGAUUGUUUUUUUUGUUAUUUAUUUCUUUUCAAAAUGGUAUAAAGAUUUUUUUAAUGUAA